GGGCGCGGGCGGCGGCGACUGCGGCGACUCCCCGGUGCGUCCCGGGCUGCGCGCUGCUCCCCGCGGCCCCGGCGCCCGAGCGGCGCGGGCGGGCGCGUCCCCAGCGCAGCUCGCCCGCCUCACUUCGCGUGAGACCCGGAGGACCGGCCGCGAAGGAGUGACCCGCCGACCUCGGCGCCAGCGACAUCCAGAACGCCUUUCAGCGCCACACCCCGCCCGGGUGUCCGCAAGCAGUGGGCGGGCACCGGCGCCCCGAGGGCUGGCCCUCGCCCGGCUCCGCGCGCUCCAGCCUCCGCCCUCUGCCUGAGGUCAACUUCGUCGGGCUGGAGCGAGCCCCGGGAGGCUCUCGGAGGCCGGCCUCAGCCCGGCGCAGGGUGUCAGCGAGAUGCCGGGGUGUGCGCCAGUCUGGAGACAGGCCUGGCCAGCCCUGCAUCCAGGAUCGGGUCGCGGGGCCUGGGUGAGCCGGGACAAGGUCGCCAGGCUCCUCACAACAGCACCGAGCUUCCCCAGACAGGGUGGCCGCCAGGGUGCGGCAGGCCUGGAGCCGGCGGGAAGCGGAGGCCUUGGAAAGUAGUCGCGCCUAGGAGCCGGCGGCCCCGGAGCAGUGGCCGCGCCACGCGGGCGACCACGCGCAGGACCCCGCCGGCCCCGCCAUGUCCUACCCGCAGUUUGGAUACCCGUAUUCCUCCGCACCCCAGUUCCUGAUGACCACCAACUCCCUGAGCACGUGCUGCGAGUCCGGCGGCCGCACGCUGGCCGACUCGGGGCCCGCCGCCUCGGCCCAGGCGCCCGUCUACUGCCCGGUCUACGAGAGCCGGCUGCUGGCCACCGCGCGCCACGAGCUCAACUCGGCCGCGGCGCUUGGGGUGUACGGGGGCCCGUACGGCGGCUCGCAGGGCUACGGCAACUACGUGACCUACGGCUCCGAGGCGUCCGCCUUCUACUCGCUGCUGCGACCCCAGGCGCGUGGGAUCCUACAGAAUGGCUUCGACUCCAAGGACGCGCCGGGAUCUGCGCAUGCGGGCCUCGCGCCUGCUGCGGCCGCCGCCUACUACCCCUACGAGCCGGCGCUGGGCCAGUACCCCUACGACAGGUACGGGACCAUGGACAGCGGCACGCGGCGGAAGAACGCCACGCGCGAGACCACCAGCACGCUCAAGGCCUGGCUGCAGGAGCACCGCAAGAACCCGUACCCCACCAAGGGCGAGAAGAUCAUGCUGGCCAUCAUCACCAAGAUGACCCUCACGCAGGUGUCCACCUGGUUCGCCAACGCGCGCCGGCGCCUCAAGAAGGAGAACAAGAUGACGUGGCCCCCGAGGAACAAAUGCGCGGAUGAGAAGCGAGCCUACGCGGAGGGCGAGGAGGAAGAAGGGGGCGAAGAGGAAGCCAGGGAGGAGCCCCUCAAGAGCACCAAGAAUGAAGAGACGGUGGGCAAAGGGGAGAAGGAUCUAGAACUCACAGACUUGGAGGAUUUCGACCCGCUGGAGGCGGAGCCCCCUGAGUGCGAGCUGAAACCGCCCUUCCAGCCCCUGGACGGCGGUCUGGAGCGCAUCCCCGCGGCGCCUGACGGUCCAAGCGCCCCGGGAAAGGAGGCUUCCGGCACCCUCCGGAUGCCCGCGGCCGCCCUGGACCAGGACCUGGAGAGGGCCAGAAGCUGCCUCCGGAGCGCGGCCGCUGCGCCCGAGCAGCAGCCUGGCUCUGGGGGCGGCUCGCAGGCGUGCGAGGCCAAGCUGGGCUUUGCGCCGGCUGGGGCGACGGCGGGCCUCGAGGCCAAGCCGCGCAUCUGGUCGCUGGCUCACACGGCUACCGCGGCCGCCACAGCCCUGAGCCAGACUGAGUUCCCCUCGUGCAUGCUGAAGCGCCAAGGCUCCGCUGCCCCUGCGGCCGCUUCCUUGGCUCCUGCGUCGUCCUCGCCUGCGGCCCCGGCCCCCACUGGUGCCCUGGACAGGCACCAGGACUCCCCGGUAACCAGUCUCAGAAACUGGGUGGAUGGGGUCUUUCACGACCCUAUCCUCAGGCACAGCACUUUGAACCAGGCCUGGGCCACCGCCAAGGGCGCCCUCCUGGACCCAGGACCGCUGGGACGCUCUCUGGGGGCAGGUGCCAACGUGCUGACGACGCCCCUGGCGCGCGCUUUCCCGCCCGCCGCGCCCCACGACGCCCCGACCGCAGGCUCAGCCAAGGAGCUGCUGGCGGCGCCCAAGGCCGGGGGCAAGCCCUUUUGCGCCUAACGGGCCCCGCCCCGCGCGGAGGAGGAGCAAACGGGGAGCCCGCCUGCUGCGCGUCGCAGACUCUGUUUCUACGGAGUUUCCAAAGCAGGACGGGAGCGCGUCCAAGUGCAGGCAGCCCACCCGCCGUGGGGGGACCGGCCGAACUCGGCCCUCCCGGCCACAGACCCCGCCUGGACAAGCAUUGGUCCGGGCCAUUUCCGACCUCCGCCCCGGGCCCCAGCCGGGUAGGGACGCUCCCAGAGCAGAAGGGAGCCGCCCCGGAGCCUAAAGUUUACGUCCCAAAGUUUACACGGACCAGACAUUUCAGCUCUGAGGCUUAGUUUUGCUGCCUCCUCCCGGGUUUGAGGCAUCCUUGCUCCUUCCGAAGACCCCUCAGCCUGCUGACCCGCGUUGUCCUCAGCACAUCUUCCAGCAACCAAACUCCCACCUGUUUACACUGUUGCACACUCGUAACUCGAUAAAAUUACGUUUUUUUACGUGUAUGUUCACACCAAUAAUUGCCUGCUUCAGAGGCUGAUAUAACAAACCAAUAAACCGAGUGAUGGUGUUUGCAUUGCAAAA
Molecule: messenger RNA, 2792 nt
Organism: Neofelis nebulosa (Clouded leopard)
Lineage: Eukaryota; Metazoa; Chordata; Mammalia; Carnivora; Felidae
Gene: IRX4
Product: iroquois homeobox 4
Exons: 8
Coding region: 654-2231 (525 amino acids)
Biological process (GO): cell development; neuron differentiation; regulation of transcription by RNA polymerase II
Cellular component (GO): nucleus
Molecular function (GO): DNA-binding transcription factor activity, RNA polymerase II-specific; RNA polymerase II cis-regulatory region sequence-specific DNA binding
Source: RefSeq, a predicted model, not a curated record